Molecule: messenger RNA, 2812 nt
Organism: Corvus hawaiiensis (hawaiian crow)
Lineage: Eukaryota; Metazoa; Chordata; Aves; Passeriformes; Corvidae
Gene: LPAR6
Product: lysophosphatidic acid receptor 6
Exons: 2
Coding region: 540-1562 (340 amino acids)
Biological process (GO): phospholipase C-activating G protein-coupled receptor signaling pathway; positive regulation of Rho protein signal transduction
Cellular component (GO): membrane
Molecular function (GO): lysophosphatidic acid receptor activity
Source: RefSeq, a predicted model, not a curated record
GCUCUGCUCUGCUCUCCAGAAGGAGCUGGGCUGGCAGGAGCUGCCGAGGGCUGUGGGCUGCAGGAACGAACACGCUCUGGAAUUCGAUUUCUGCCCUGGCAAGCAGCUCCCUCCCUUCUGCUUCCCGCCCCAUGGGGCCAGGCAGCGAGCCGAAAAACUUGCUGUACAGAAAGAAGGGAGAGGGGGAAAUGCAAGUGCUGACACUUCGCAGUGUCCAGGAAAACACUUCCUAAAGUACAUGCUCCCAGUAAAUUCGGAUGGACAAGCCUUCGCCAUCACAAUCUGCAGCCAAGAACUGGCUAUGUGAUUACAAAUAGCACUCGGCAGAGAAGAGAGACUUCCUGGUGAUUUCUGCUGGAGAUGUACUCCCCUGCCACAGAGUUCACCUUCCUUCCCUGAAGUUUCGCAGCAUAACAAACUCGCCAAAGCACGCUGUUCAAAUACAUCUGACCUGCAAGUUCUUCUGGAAUUCCAAAAAAGUUGCAAUAAAAAUACCAGAGAAAACAUCAAAUCACAGGAAUUUUUAACAUACCAUUAUAAUGGUAAGCUCUAAUUGUUCCACUGAGGACUCCUUUAAAUAUACUUUAUAUGGGUGUAUCUUUAGCAUGGUGUUUGUUCUUGGCCUCAUAGCAAACUGUGUAGCGAUCUACAUUUUCACCUGUACUUUAAAAGUGCGAAACGAGACUACAACUUACAUGCUUAAUUUAGCCAUAUCAGAUCUGCUUUUUGUGUUUACAUUACCCUUCAGGAUUUAUUACUUUGUAACCAGAAACUGGCCAUUUGGAGACAUUCUCUGCAAGAUUUCUGUCACUCUCUUUUAUACAAAUAUGUAUGGGAGCAUUUUGUUUCUGACUUGCAUCAGCGUGGAUCGCUUUUUAGCCAUCGUACAUCCCUUCCGAUCCAAGACUCUCCGGACCAAAAGGAAUGCAAAGAUUGUCUGCGUUGCAGUAUGGAUAACUGUGCUAGCAGGCAGCACACCAGCAAGCUUUUUCCAGUCCACAAACAGCUGGAACAAUACGGAGCAAAGGACGUGCUUUGAAAACUUUUCAGAGGACACAUGGAAAACCUACCUAUCCCGGAUUGUUAUCUUCAUUGAAACCGUUGGGUUUUUUAUUCCUCUCAUCCUGAACGUGACCUGCUCCACUAUGGUUCUACGGACUCUGAAUAAACCGCUUACAUUAAGCCGGAAUAAAGUAAGCAAGAAAAAGGUACUCAAAAUGAUUUUUGUCCAUUUGGUGAUAUUCUGCUUCUGCUUUGUGCCUUAUAAUGUUACCUUAAUACUCUACUCCCUUAUGAGAACACAGACCUGGGUCAAUUGCUCAGUGGUGGCUGCAGUCAGGACUAUGUACCCCAUCACUCUGUGCAUUGCUGUUUCAAACUGCUGUUUUGACCCCAUAGUCUAUUACUUCACAUCCGAUACCAUUCAAAAUUCCAUAAAAAAGAAUCGGUCCACCAGACCACGGGACGUCAGAUUCUCUGAAAGGCCAGUUUCAGAAAACUUCAUUCAACACAGCCUCCAGACCAUAAAAAUGAAAAUAUUUGACGGUGACUCUACAAUAUGAACUGUAUUAAAAGACUAUCGGGACUAAACUGGAAUUAGAAGCCUGCACAUUUCUUAGCUGUGGACAUAUAUUUUGAUAUGUAAAGGUUGUGCUUCCUUCACAUCUGAAAAGCUUAUUACAAGGCUGUAAAAGUGUUAAGCAUAACAGCACACAGAAAAAGUAUUUUAAAAAUCUAUGUCAAAGGUCUGUUCCUACAGAUUGUAUGUUAGAAAUGAACUUUAGGGUUUAGACUAGGUUAACCAAAGUCCAAAGGCUGUUUGUCAAGUCAAACACAAAUGAAAAAGUAGGUUGUUUUUCCUUCCUGAAGUUAAAACAGUAGCUCAAUUUAAUCGUAUCAGUUUCCAAGUUACUGAGGAUGGGGGUGAAGUUAACCUGCUUUACACUGCGGAAAAACUGCCCCAUAUUGUCAUAUCACUUCAGCUACCACAUCUAGUUCUCUAGAGUUUCCCUCUUGUCUCUUACUUCUCCCCGUCUUUUUCUCUGCACUUUCCUUCUUAGGGACCAUUACUUUCACAGGAGGCUUCAAUCAGUGGGUUACAAGAACCCUGUUUCUUCCAGGCUUAUCUGAUAAAAAUACAUGCUCUCUCCACAAGCCUGGCCCCCAUAAAGCAAUUAAGUCUGGUAGUUUAGAGCAUUUGGAAACGUCUCAGACAAACUGGUUUUCCUUCUCACCUCUCUCUCAGAAGCCUGUGGUAAUUAGAACAAAGUAACUUGUGAUGACUGAAGUUAAUGCUUUAGGUACAAUACCACUUUAUUAAACUCUUUUGUGAGAAGUUCUUCGACUCAGCAUGACUUUUGAGGAAAAUAACAUCCUCUGAAUAAGUUAAUUCAAUCUCAAAGUACAGUUUCUUAGAAAAACAAGACCUUUUCUAACCAGAAAUGAACAUGUGCAUCAAGUCAAUUAUUUCUUCCAGGAAACUAUUUGGUGUCCCAUAAAUUCAAGAUGCAGUAAUUUUGGAGAACAUGAGCAUUUAAAACUUCAAAUGCUAUUUUCUUUCAAACUUUAAAAAGUUUUAAAAAUUAAGUACUUGGGGCUCUGUGCUGGCAAAAUUAAUCAAGACACUUUGAAAAGUCAGCACCAUGUAAAAGGAGGAAUAUACAUAUAUUACUGUUACAAACAGGAAUACAUAGACAAAACUGCAUUACAACAUCCUGCUAUACAUGUUUCCCAGCUACUAUAACACUGUGUACAUUUUCUGCAGAAUUAAUUUAACAUCACUGUAAAAUAAAAUAAAAUUUAAAAGGUAAAA